Messenger RNA from Williopsis jadinii, 552 nucleotides. RefSeq lists its product as uncharacterized. NCBI's taxonomy places the organism in Eukaryota, Fungi, Ascomycota, Saccharomycetes, Phaffomycetales, Wickerhamomycetaceae. The coding region runs from base 1 to 552 and encodes 183 amino acids. The transcript has 2 exons. The record is from RefSeq and is a predicted model, not a curated record.
AUGCCAGCCACAGGGAUGAGUGAAGACGAGAUCCACGCAACAGAGCGGGAUGAACACGAGACUCAGGAGACCAAGAUGAGUGAAGACGAGAUCCACGCAACAGAGCGGGAUGAACACGAGACUCAGGAAACAAAAAUGAGUGAAGACGAGAUUCAGGUAACAGAACCGAAUGAACACGAGACUCAGGAAAUAGAACUGAAUGAAAUGAAGAUUCAGGAAGCGGCAGACAUCGAAGCGGAUAAUAGCAGAUGGAAACACAGUAAGACCGUGGGAGCCGCGGAGGACACUUUAGUUGAGGCAGAACAGUUUGAGAAACUGGCCAAGAAACAGUCAAACUAUGUGGCAUUGAUGCAAAUCGAGGUACUUGAUAAGGGAACAUUCAAGGUACAGGACCGAUUGGGCAGCAAGGCAGAACAGAAGUACGCGAAGGAAAUUCAGACGAUGUUGGAAAAGUACGCAGAGGUAGUUACUGAUGAGGAACCCAAGGGAGAACCGGUUGAGCGAGAGAUAACCCACAGAAUUAGACUGAUAGAGGGUCACAGUACAAGUUGA